Racocetra persica is the source of this 1922-nucleotide messenger RNA. NCBI's taxonomy places the organism in Eukaryota, Fungi, Glomeromycota, Glomeromycetes, Diversisporales, Gigasporaceae. The record is from the annotation of a GenBank genome assembly.
CACCUUACCACCCACGUAACAUUAUGGAAGAUAAACCUUCUGAACAGUCUUCUCGUUGGUCAAGCAAAAGCAACGAUCAAAUGCAAUAUGUACUUAUUAAACUUGAAUCGAUGGCUAUUGUUCAUAGCAUUACAUUUGGAAAAUAUCAUAAAGAGCAUGUAUGUAAUUUGAAGCAAUUCAAAGUUUAUGGAGGGUUAACACCAAACAAUAUGAUUGAAUUGCUUCACAGUGGACUACGGAAUAACUCUCGACCAGAAACUUUUCGGUUGAAACAUAGAACAAAUCAAGUUUUACUGCCAUGCCAAUAUAUUAAAAUAGUUCCACUGGCUGCUUAUGGUUCGGAAUUCAAUUUUAGUAUAUGGUAUAUUGAACUGAAAGGAGUUCAAAGUCCAGAAAUUGUUCAACAGUUCCGUGAAAAUGAAGCGAUACGUCUUUGCCUAAAGCAUUUCCGCCAGCGAAAUUAUUUGGAUGCUUUUAAUACAUUACAGUCAAAAACUAAGACGCUGCUUGAAGAUCCCUUCAUUACUGAACUGUAUGUGCAGAUAGUUUUAAAUGGUGAUUUUCAAAUGGCUGAAGAUACUAUGGUCAAUGCUGCCAAAAAGGGGCUUUUUGAGGAGUAUAUUCGUAAUUGCCCAUAUAAUCAUUUUUGGAAAAAAAUUGAAGCUACAGACGCUUAUGGUGUCUCUCCAUGCACACGAGGUGGGCAUCAAAUGUGUAUUGACGUUGAGGCUGGUCAAAUUUAUUUAUUAGGAGGUUGGGAUGGUAAUAAUAAUUUAGCUGAUUUUUGGAGUUAUGAUAUAAAUAAAAAAAAAUGGAAUCUCAUUAGUAAUAAUACCAGAGAUUAUGAUAUAAUAAAUGACAGAUGGGUCAAACUAUGCGAUAACACUGCGCUUGUUGGUGGUCCUUCAUUAAUUUAUGAUCAUCAAAUGUGUAUCGACUCGGAGGCUCAAAUGAUUUAUGUAUUUGGCGGACGCACAGUGCAUCCCGAUACGGAACCUUUUACUUAUAGUGGCUUGUACAGUUAUAAUAUAAGAUCUAAAGAAUGGAAGUUAGUCAGGCCUAGCGAUGAGUCAAAUACUGACUAUGUUCCACUUAAAUCACGCAUCGGACAUUCAAUGUUAUUGGAUCAGAAUGAAAAAUUGCUAUUCAUAAUAGGAGGAGAUCGAGAUAACACUUUUUUGAAUGACUUUUUAAUCUACGAUAUUAAUGCUGGCUUAGUUCACGAGUUAAUUGCCGAUUAUGCAACACAUGAGGACCAUGAUACUGUUUUCACACAACGCACAACCUUUGAUGUGGAUACGCAAGAAUUUUAUGUUCUUUCUGGUUUGAAAGAUAAGAAAGACAAAAGGUCUCAAGCUAUCAAAAACUCGUUUUGGGUAUAUGAUCUGCGAUUAGACAAGUGGACUAAAAUCUAUCAAAGUGAAGUCUGUGGUGCUCAAUAUUGGGAAAGCAAUGAAACAACUGAACCGCGGCCGAGAUACGCGCAUCAAAUGGUAUUCGACAACAUUCACAAAGUCCAAUACGUAUUUGGUGGGAGAGCUGUUGAAACCGAAGUACUUAAACAACAGAGACUGGAUGAUUUUUGGGAAUUACAUUUAGUCAGACCAGAACCUGAAGAUUUAUUACGGCGUAUUCAAUUCCAGAUAAGGAAGCAAAAAUUCCGAGAAAUGUGUUACGAGGGCGACACAGUUAAAGCACUUAAGUAUCUUCAAGUUCAACUCGGUCAAGUCGUAAAUCACUCGAUUGAGGCUGAAAGCGCUGAAUUCCGCGAAUUGACUUCGUACCUAUUUCACAAAAUUGGAGAUAAAACACCCGGUUCUUUUAAUUCGCGUACAGAAUUAUUUGAGAAUCUUUUAGAAUUUUUUCCGGAUACAAUGAAACAGCCAAAAGACAAUUUAAUUGAUUUAGUGAAAGUCGAGUAG